AUGCCUCGCCCAAUUGUUAUUUCGGGUCCAAGUGGUACUGGGAAAUCCACUCUUUUGAAAAAGCUGCUUGCUGAAUACCCUGACACGUUUGGGUUCAGCGUGUCGUCCACGACUAGAUCUCCAAGAGCCGGAGAAGUCGAUGGUAAGGAUUACAAUUUCGCCACGGUCGACCAAUUCAAAAAAAUGAUUGAGGAGAACAAGUUCAUUGAGUGGGCUCAAUUUUCGGGCAAUUACUACGGUACCACCGUUGACUCAGUUAAGCAAGUUACAUCUUCCGGGAAAACUUGUAUCUUGGAUAUCGAUAUGCAAGGUGUCAUAGCGGUAAAGAAGAGCGACUUGAACGCAAGAUUUCUGUUUGUUGCGCCCCCAUCUGUGGACGAUCUAAGGAAAAGAUUGGAAGGCAGAGGUACAGAAACUGCCGAAUCCUUACAGAAGAGACUGGAUGCAGCCAAGGCGGAAUUGGAAUACGCCCAGACUGGUGCUCAUGACAAAACUGUUGUGAACGACGAUUUGGAAAAGGCGUAUAAAGAAUUGAAGGAGUUCAUCUUUGAGAAAUAA
Messenger RNA from Huiozyma naganishii CBS 8797, 558 nucleotides. It is a transcript of the gene GUK1, whose product is annotated as guanylate kinase. The record is from RefSeq and is a predicted model, not a curated record. The transcript has a single exon. Gene Ontology annotation, molecular function: GMP kinase activity. Gene Ontology annotation, biological process: purine nucleotide metabolic process. Gene Ontology annotation, cellular component: cytosol. The coding region runs from base 1 to 558 and encodes 185 amino acids. Lineage: Eukaryota; Fungi; Ascomycota; Saccharomycetes; Saccharomycetales; Saccharomycetaceae.